AUGGCCCAGGGAAACCGCAUAUCAGCCUUUGUUUUGAGCUCAGUCUUGGUGCUCUCCUUUCUCCUCAUUAUCUCCAUGGCUGAAAGUCGCAUUCUUGGCACUGCUGGUUUCUUCGCCGAAAGUACCCCAGAAUGUGAUGAUGUGGUUGGAGUAGCAAGUGGAGACACUUGUUUUACCAUUGCACAGUCAUUUAAUUUGACAGCUGCAUCCUUUGAUGCUAUCAACCCCAAUCUCAACUGCAAUGCUCUCUUUGGGAAAUCCGAGGAUGAAAGGUCUACUGCUGUCGAGGAUUUUGUCAAGAGCAUUAUUUCCCAACUCGUGUGUUCUCCAACUUAUAAUCGUGAAUAUGUUCCUCAUAAGGAUGUAUCCCUCCCACAAAAUGUGCAGCCAUUUGAUGUUUCUUCUGCUGGAAAUAAGACUUCGAAAAGCAUUGCAGAUUGGAAGAGACUACAAGGAGUGCUGGCGCGGUCAUUGAAAGAAAAUGCUACAGAUCCAGAAAUCUUUUCUGAACUCUUCCAUAUUCCUGACUCUUUCAAAAAGGAUUAUAAGGAAAUGGAGAAGAACUUCAAGAUCUUUGUGUAUCCCCAUAACACGGACAAGCAUACUACUGCCUGUAAUAAGCCACCGGAGCUUGGCUGUUUUAGGAGUGAAGGAUACUUCUAUCACAAUCUCAAUCACAGUCGGUUCUUGACCAAAGAUCCUGAAAAGGCUCACCUUUUCUUCAUUCCCAUUUAUUGUCAUUCGAUGUCUCCUGAGGAAAAAUCCAAGAAAGAAAGGGCUAUUGCUGUCCAGGAUUUUGUCAAGUUUCUCAUUUCCAAGUACCCUUAUUGGAACCGAACUUUAGGUGCCGAUCACUUCUUUGUAAGCUGCUCAGAAGUCGAUGUGGCUGCUACUGCACGAAUUGCUGACCGUUUGAAGAACUCAAUUGGACUCAUGUGUUCUCCUAGUUAUAAUAGUAAAUAUGUUCCUCAUAAGGAUGUUUCCCUCCCACAAAGUGUACAGCCAUAUGCUUAUACUGAAGCCAGAAAUAUAGAAAAGAACAGGACUAUGCUGGGUUUCUGGAGUGGUGUUGAAGAUUCUUAUAUAAGAGAGCGGCUGUACCUCACCUGGGAGUAUGACUCCGAACUUUACAUCGAAGCCAGAGAUUGGCCUACUAGUAUUGAACAAGGACAUUGGCAAGCCCGUGAGGAUUUCUACAAUUCUAAGUUUUGCAUCUGUCCUGGAGGCCCUCAGCUUGAUGGUUUUAUAGCAUUCGCAAUUCACUAUGGAUGCAUUCCAGUUAUCUUAUCUGACUACUAUGAUUUACCAUUCAACGACAUUCUUGAUUGGAGGAAAUUUUCUGUAAUACUAAAGGAGAAUGAUGUCUAUUCGCUAAAGAAAAUCCUUCAGGACAUACCAAAGCAAACAUAUGAAUCUCUGCAGAAUCACACAUUCAUGGUCCAGAAGCACUUUCAGUGGAACUUAUCUCCAGUAAAAUAUGAUGCCUUUCAUAUGAUCAUGUAUGACCUGUGGCUGCGCCACCAUGUUACCAAGUACCGGUACUAG
Molecule: messenger RNA, 1545 nt
Organism: Populus nigra (black poplar)
Lineage: Eukaryota; Viridiplantae; Streptophyta; Magnoliopsida; Malpighiales; Salicaceae
Product: probable glycosyltransferase At5g20260
Exons: 10
Coding region: 1-1545 (514 amino acids)
Molecular function (GO): glycosyltransferase activity
Source: RefSeq, a predicted model, not a curated record